UGGAGCUGUGAAUUAGGAGUAGAAAUUGUCCUGCACGCUUUUAUAGUUUCUGGACAUUAAAAUAUAGUUUCUGGACUUUCCUUUGCUGGGCUGCCUAGGUACCAAGCUGUUGUAUUUAUUGGGCGAGUUAGAGUUGGAGCCACUGGCACUCAUAUAUUACAGAGGAUUCCUACGAACACGCCAGGGGUGCCUGGGUCAAUCCAUUACUCCGAGCAAGCAGUGACCAAUAGAAAAGGAAGGGGAAGAUCCGAAAGAGCUGAGGUAAGCUGUCUUCUGAAGCCCUGGCAAAGAGAAAAGGAUCCAUCAAAAGCAAAUUGCAGACUCAUCCACAGGACUCAACGGUGUAUUGCUGGAAGGCAAGGCAAGAUAAUGGCAUCCCCAAUCCUCUUCCUUCUCUGGGUGUUAUUCAUGACACAUACUGCAUGGACUCAAAGUGUGAGACAGCUCUAUGAUGUCUACGAGCCAGAGGACUGGUCUGUGCAUGACUUCAGUUGUCCCAGGGAAUGUUUCUGCCCACCCAGUUUCCCUACUGCUUUAUACUGCGAAAAUCGAGGUCUCAAAGAAAUUCCUGCUAUUCCCUCACGAAUCUGGUAUCUCUACCUUGAAAACAAUGAGAUAGAAACCAUUCCUGAGAAACCACUUGUGAAUGCCACCCAGCUUAGGUGGAUCAAUUUAAACAAGAACAAAAUAACCAACUACGGAAUUGAAAAAGGAGCCCUAAGUCAGCUGAAGAAGCUGCUCUUUUUAUUUCUGGAAGAUAAUGAGCUAGAAGAAGUACCUUCCCCACUGCCAAGAAGUUUAGAGCAAUUACAGUUAGCUAGAAACAAGGUGUCCAGAAUUCCUCAAGGGACCUUCAGCAAUCUGGAAAACCUGACCCUUCUUGAUCUACAGCACAAUAAACUAUUAGACAGUGCCUUUCAAAGAGACACCUUUAAAGGACUCAAGAAUCUUAUGCAGCUAAAUAUGGCCAAGAAUGCCCUAAGGAAUAUGCCGCCAAGAUUGCCAGCCAAUACAAUGCAACUCUUUCUGGACAAUAAUUCCAUUGAAGAAAUACCAGAAAAUUAUUUUAAUGUUAUCCCAAAAGUAGCCUUUCUGAGGUUAAAUCACAAUAAAAUAUCAGAUACAGGCCUUCCUUCCAGGGGGUUUGAUGUGUCAUCAAUUCUAGAUCUGCAACUGUCUCAUAAUCGCCUCACAAAGUUUCCCCGAAUCAGUGCCCGUCUGCAGCAUCUGCACCUCGAUCAUAACAAAAUUAAAAGUGUGAACGUCUCCAUGAUAUGUCCUACCACCACAUUGCAUGCAGAACAAGACGUUUUCAUUCACGGACCUCAACUGAGCUACCUCCGACUGGAUGGGAAUGAAAUUAAACCACCGAUCCCAAUGGAUUUAAUGACAUGCUUCAAGCUUCUUCAGGCUGUUAUUAUUUAAGUACAUCUUUAGCAAUUCCAGAAUUAGCUUUUAAACGAGCUAAAAUUUCCAGCUGCUCUUGGCAACCAUUUUCAUUGUGCAGCUUAUUUUUUUUUUCUACACUAAAAUGCUUCUGCAAUCGGCCAGUGACAUACAGUGCAACUUGUAUUAAUUUUCUUCUCAAUUAAUAUAUCAGACACAGAGUUAAUAAGAUUAUCAACUCAAAGAUAGUUAUGUUGUUUCUGUUACAACUGAUUAAUACCAAGUAAUGCAUUUACAGUGUGAAAGUGAGAAGCCCAUAUUUGUUUUAUGUUCAAACUUAAUUAUGCAGGUGCUAUACUUACACUAUAAACACAGGAAUCAAAGAGGACAUAGGCAGAUUGGAAGCAAACAAAAAUUUCUUUCUCAUGAUUAUGAUGAAACACACGCAGACUGUUGAAUGGAUUUUGGGCACACAACUUAGGCAUUUUAACAUAAGAUGGGUACGAAAUGACUCAAAUACUUCGCAGAAAGAGAUUUUUUGUCCUUUAACACUGAAUAGCAAAGCAGAAGCCAUCUAAAUUCAUUAUCGUAUUACAGCUCUUUCUCUUAGAUACACUGUCUUCUAGCAAUUGAAGAGGUUCUAAAAUUUACAUUUAUUAUAAAGCAUUUCUCACAGAAUCAUCAUGUUUUUACACUUGGAAUUGCAAAUUAAUCAAUUUUCAUUUUGAUCAUGAUAUUUGAAUUUUAUAAAUAAGAAUUAAAGGCUUUCUAAUAAUCCAAUAAAAUGUUUUGAGAAAAUUAUUCUCAUUUCAUUUAGGGACAUAUAAUAAUAAAAAGUGCCAUACUUAUAAUCGUUUUACUUUUUCUAGCAUGAAUAUAUGCAAUCAUAUUUUUAAUCUGUCUUCCUUUUCCUUAUCUUUCCUGUAAAAGUAGAAAAAAUAUUGUAUUGUUCUUAUUUUACAUACUUGUUUCUCAUGAGUUAAAAAAGUAAUCCAAUAUGUCAUUAUGUGAUAAAGUGUACUUUAAACUUUUAGUUUUGUAAGAUAGGUACUAUCAACAAUAAACAUUCCAGAGAGAUUAA
Cavia porcellus (domestic guinea pig) is the source of this 2467-nucleotide messenger RNA. RefSeq names its product keratocan (gene Kera). Bases 370 to 1425 code for a protein of 351 amino acids. Gene Ontology annotation, molecular function: protein binding. NCBI's taxonomy places the organism in Eukaryota, Metazoa, Chordata, Mammalia, Rodentia, Caviidae. The record is from RefSeq and is a predicted model, not a curated record. The transcript is spliced from 4 exons.